This is a messenger RNA of Aspergillus oryzae RIB40, 315 nucleotides long. RefSeq lists its product as uncharacterized. The coding region runs from base 1 to 315 and encodes 104 amino acids. Lineage: Eukaryota; Fungi; Ascomycota; Eurotiomycetes; Eurotiales; Aspergillaceae. The transcript has 2 exons. The record is from RefSeq and is a predicted model, not a curated record.
AUGGCAUCAAUCAAAAAAGAACAGUAUGCUAUUGCGCCUAGAUCCCGCGUUCUAGUCACAGGUGCCAAUGGCUUUAUUGGUUCGCACGUUGUCCAGCAACUCUUAUCCCUUGGAUACGUUGUGCGAGGCACCGUGCGCUCCCAGAAGCCGUGGCUCGACGAACUUUUCAGAUCCAAAUACGGUCCCAACAGUUUCGAGUCGGUUGUUAUUCCAGACUUGAGUGACUAUGACACUUUGAGAAAGGCAAUGAGGGAUGUUAGCGGUGUCAUUCAUGUGCUCUGCCCAGCUAUGAGAAAUAUGAGCAGCUCUAGAUGA